UUCAGAGAUGUCUCAACAGAGUAACUUUGAUAGGCAGAGGUGGUAGAGAACCAGAAAAUUGGGGAAGUUCGGAGCACCCCUGUGUCAUUGUUCCUCUUGCAACAAAUACAGACUGGCAGAAAAGUGGUGUGUUUAGGCCAAGACUUCGAGAUAACGUUGCAGCCAGAAUUUUGAAAGGCGAUCGACUGUUCGUGGAAGGUUCUCUCUCAUAUGUUAAAUAUACUGAUCAAGACAAGACCUUCACCCCAGUCUCCAUGAAUGCCGAUGAAAUCAUGAUUGCACAGAACACUG
Messenger RNA from Candidula unifasciata, 291 nucleotides. NCBI's taxonomy places the organism in Eukaryota, Metazoa, Mollusca, Gastropoda, Stylommatophora, Geomitridae. The record is from the annotation of a GenBank genome assembly.